AUGUCUGAUCAAAACACCUAUCAACAACGCUUUGAUGGAAAGUUCAAUCGCAGCCUUGCAACCAAAGCUGAUUCAGAAACUAAAAACAACCAACAACGUUUUACUGGAAAUUUAAAUCGCAGCUUUGAAGUCGGAAGGAACCAGGAGAGCGGACACAACAACAACACCAGGGGCGAAGGUAGUUCAAGUCUUAUGGUUCACCCGCUCUCCAACAAUCGUAGAGAGAGUAGCAGGAGCCUGGCAAGUGACGCAGAACCUAUCGAAGAAAAAAUUCACGACACUGUCUACCACGAUAUGGGAACUCUCAACUCAGCCGCUCCUGUAGACAUCAUUCCAAAUCAACGACCUCCAGGGGGGAAGGAGCUAAAAUCUAGUAAACUUAAGGAACAGUCCACGAAGCGGUUGCUUGAAGAUAAUCCGGAGCAUAUGACACAAGAAUAUGAACUUAGAGAGUGGGCGGAAGACUACGACAACAGAGCCCAAAGCGAGAGGGAGUUGCAGAACAGGCUAGCGAUAGAUGAUCCCAAGGCUAUACUUGUGGAUGCAAAAAUAAAGCGAGAUAAUGCGAGUCGUAAGGAGAAGCGUGCUGCCGACGAAAAGGCAGCUGAAGCCGAUACACGAACAAUGCCACCGCCUCCAAGGCCGGUGCAGGAUAACGAUACAGGGAACGGGAAUGGGAAGGGCAAGGGGAAGGGAAGGGCUAAGUGA
Molecule: messenger RNA, 708 nt
Organism: Glarea lozoyensis ATCC 20868
Lineage: Eukaryota; Fungi; Ascomycota; Leotiomycetes; Helotiales; Helotiaceae
Exons: 1
Coding region: 1-708 (235 amino acids)
Source: RefSeq, a predicted model, not a curated record